Acinonyx jubatus (cheetah) is the source of this 1444-nucleotide messenger RNA. RefSeq names its product olfactory receptor 1N2-like. Gene Ontology annotation, biological process: G protein-coupled receptor signaling pathway. The record is from RefSeq and is a predicted model, not a curated record. Gene Ontology annotation, cellular component: membrane. Gene Ontology annotation, molecular function: G protein-coupled receptor activity; olfactory receptor activity. Lineage: Eukaryota; Metazoa; Chordata; Mammalia; Carnivora; Felidae.
UACACAGAUACAUCUGUGGUUGAUCUAAUAAUUAAAUACUAACGGAGGGAAUAUCUGAACAGAUAACAAGAACUACAGGGAUGGGAAAACCAAGCAGAGUGAACCAAACUGCUAUUUCAGACUUCUUCCUUCUAGGACUCUCUGAGCAGCCAGGGGAGCAACCUUUCCUAUUUGGCGUUUUUCUGGGCGUGUACCUGUUCACCAUGACAGGGAACCUGCUCAUCAUCCUGGUCAUCAGCUCUGACCCACACCUUCAUACUCCCAUGUACUUCUUCCUGGCAAACUUAUCAUUAACUGAUGUCUGUUUCACCUCUGCUUCAAUACCCAAAAUGCUGGCCAACAUUCAUACCCAGAAUUGGACCAUCUCCCAUUCUGGUUGCCUUGCACAGCUGUAUCUCCUCCUUGUGUUUGGUGGCCUCGACAACUGCCUUCUGGCUGUGAUGGCAUAUGACCACUAUGUGGUCUACUGUCAGCUACUCCAUUACAGCACAGCUAUGAGUCCCCAACUUUGUGCACUAAUGCUGGGUGCUAACCAACUGCCCAUGUGCUGGGUGCUAACCAACUGCCCUGCCCUGGUGAACACACUGCCUCUGACCCGUGUGGCCUUCUGUGCCCACAAAGCCAUCCCCUGUGAUCCUAGUGCUCUACUGAAGCUUGCCUGCUCAGAUACCCACAUUAAUGAGCUGAUGAUCAUCACCAUGGGCCUGAUGUUCCUCACGGUUCCCCUCAUGCUGAUUGUCCUCUCCUAUGUCCACAUUUCCUGGGCUAUGUUUGGCAUCUCAUCUCCUGGAGGGUGCUAGAAAGCCUUCUCUACCUGUGGUUCUCACCUCACAGUGGUUCUGCUGUUCUAUGGAUCUCUUAUGGGUGUUUAUUUAUUUCCUCCAUCAACUCACUCUGCAGAGAGUCAAAGCAGGGAUGCCAUUCUCUAGGUGAUUAUCCCCAUGCUAAAUCCAUUCAUCUAUAGCUUGAGGAACAGAGACAUGAAGGAGGCCUUGUGUAAACUAUUUGGCAAUUGAAAAACAUUCCUCCCACCAUGACGGUGAUGCCUGGUCCUGGUAUCCUGAGCAACACUGCCCUCCAUCAUUUUGGUAAUUUCACCACUCUCAGACUGAUUUUUAAGGGAAGGUUAUCAGGUAACUCCGGGUUAGGGGCACAACAAAAAGGAGAUUCUCACUCAUUUAUUUGGCUUUAGAAUGAGAUGUUCUGUCUCAGGCUCUCUCUGGAUCUCAGUGCUAAGGGAAGGCAAGACACCAUUCAUCCUUCUCAUCUCUAAAACCAGAGUAUUAGCCAGAGUGAACUAAAGUAUAUGACAUACGCUCUGGAUUCAAGUACCCCUACUCUUGGGUACUAUGGCACAGGGUGAAGGUAUGAGAAUACAAACAUGUAUUGAGUAUUUACAAGGUUCCUCAUUGUUCUUCACAUCAGUUCUUUGAGGCAGGGUUGU